ACCUCUUUUCCCUCUUUAAAGCAACAUAGUAUUCUCUAUCUUUAUUCACAUCAUCUAUCCACCCCUUCUUUCUAUAAAACCAUCCCUUAUCCACCUGACACUCACAACAAUUCCAAAAUCUUCUUUCCUACUUCAAAACCCAGAAUUAUUUUUCAGUUUUACGAUUACCCUUUUCAGGAUUUGACAUCAUGCCUAUUAAGAUUCGAGAAGUAUGGGCUCAUAAUCUUGAAUCAGAAUUUGAACUCAUUUCUACCGUGAUUGAUCAGUACCCUUAUAUAUCUAUGGAUACUGAAUUUCCUGGUGUUGUUUACAAACCUGAGUUUUCUUACAGAAACAUGCCAUCAGAUCAGUAUAAGUUGUUGAAGUCAAACGUUGAUGUAUUAAAUCUUAUUCAGCUUGGUCUUACUUUAACUGACGUUAAUGGUAACCUCCCUAGUCUGGGCUCUAACCACGGUUACAUAUGGCAGUUCAACUUCUCCGAUUUUGAUGUGGCGCGUGAUCUAUACGCGCCUGACUCGAUUGAGUUGCUACGUAGACAAGGGAUCAACUUUGAGAUGAAUAAGGAAUGUGGGGUCCACUCGGCUCGGUUUGCUGAAUUGAUGAUGUCAUCCGGUUUGGUUUGUAAUGAAUCGGUGAGUUGGGUGACGUUUCACAGCGCGUAUGAUUUUGGUUACUUGGUCAAGAUUCUCACGCGCCGGGAAUUGCCACGUGGGUUAGAAGACUUUUUGGGAGUUAUGAGGGUGUUUUUCGGAAAUAGAGUUUAUGAUAUGAAGCAUUUGAUGAGGUUCUGUAAUAGUCUUUAUGGUGGGUUAGACCGGGUUGCCAGGACAUUGGAUGUGGACCGGGCGGUCGGGAAAUGUCAUCAGGCCGGUUCAGAUAGCUUGUUGACGUGGCAUGCGUUUCAGAAAAUGAGGGAUGUUUAUUUUGUGAAGGAUGGGGCAGAGAGACAUGCUGGGGUCUUGUAUGGAUUAGAAGUUUAUUAGGAAAAUAGAAUCUCUAAUUGUCUCAUAAAUAAAGCUAUUUAAUUCAUUCAUUUUAGUUGAAA
Molecule: messenger RNA, 1045 nt
Organism: Lycium ferocissimum
Lineage: Eukaryota; Viridiplantae; Streptophyta; Magnoliopsida; Solanales; Solanaceae
Product: probable CCR4-associated factor 1 homolog 9
Exons: 1
Coding region: 189-983 (264 amino acids)
Cellular component (GO): CCR4-NOT complex; P-body; CCR4-NOT core complex
Molecular function (GO): poly(A)-specific ribonuclease activity; nucleic acid binding
Source: RefSeq, a predicted model, not a curated record